CCAUCUGAAGCCAUGGCCUUCCCCAGUGUUUUCCUGUCAGAGGAGCAGUUUCACUGUUGCAUUUGUCAGGACGUUUUCUCUGAGCCCGUCUCCAUCCCGUGCGGACACAGCUUCUGCUCAGCCUGCAUAACAACACACUGGGACAGCAGCCAUGAAAUCAACUGCCCCAGAUGUAACAGGGUCUUUCAAGGCCGGCCAGAGCUUUGCAAGAACUCCUUUGCCAAGGAAAUGGCUGAACAGAUCCGAGCGAGAAUGCAAAACGGAGGGCAGACAGUGACGGGGAAAUCCGCAUGUGUGUAUUGUGAUGUAUGUGUCGGGAGUAAGAUGGAGGCCCUGAAGUCCUGCCCGGUGUGUCUCACCUCGUACUGUGAGGCUCACCUGGAGCCUCACUUCAGAGUUGCCACCUUGAAGAUCCACAGGCUGAUGGAGCCUGUGGCAAACCUGGAGGACAGGAUCUGCAAGCUGCACCAACGGCUGAUGGAGCUGUUCUGCAGGAGCGAUCAGAGGUGUGUGUGUGUUCUGUGCACCGAGACCGACCACCGCUGCCAUGACACCGUCCCAGUGGAGAGGGAGAGCAGGGACAAGAAGGCUCAGGUGAAAAGUAUAGAGGCAGAGGUGCAGCAGAUGAUCCAGGACAGACUGGAGAAGGUGGAGGAGAUCAAGCAGUCUGUUGAGCUCAGCAAAAAAAACUCAAAGCAGGAUAUAGAAGACAGCAGGACGGUCUUCUCCACUUUGCUGUGCUCCAUUGAGAGGAGCCAGGCUGAGCUCAUCGAGGUGAUCCAGAAGCAGCAGAAAGCAGCAGAGAAGAGGGCAAAGGGGCUCAUCGCAGAGCUGGAGCAGGAGAUCAUCAACCUGGAGAGACAUAGAAGCAAAGUGGCACAGCUUUCUGACACUGAGGACAGUCUCCAUCUUCUACAGACCUUUCCAUCUCUGAGUUCUCUUCCAUCCACCAAAGACUUCUCUGACAAGCUUGUCCAUCCAGAUACGUGUGUGGGGACUGUAAGGAGAGCAGUCGCCCACGUUGAAGAGCUGCUGCAAGCGGCUCUGAAACAGGUUUCCAUCCGAGAGCAUGAGAAGAUGCAGCAAUAUGCAGCUGAUGUUCAUCUGGAUCCCUGGACAGCCAACCCCUGGCUGUUACUAUCAGAGGAUGGCAGACAGGUGUGGGAUGGAGAGGCUGAGCAGAAGCUGCUGGAUUUGCCACAGCGUUUCGACACAGCACCGUGCGUCCUCGCCACCAAGGGUUUCUCCACAGGGAGGCACUACUGGGAGGUUUAUGUGGGAGACAAGACAGCGUGGGACUUGGGCGUGGCUCGCCAGUCAGUCAACAGGAAGGGCCUGGUCACGCUGAGCCCCGAGGACGGCUACUGGGCCAUUUGUUUGAGGAAGGGAAGCGAGUACCGGGCUUGUGCUGGCCAGGCGGUGAUGCUGUGUCUCUCCCAGAGGCCGCAGGUUGUUGGGGUGUUUGUGGAUUAUGAGGACGGGACGGUGUCGUUCUAUGAUGCGGAGGCCAGGUCUCACAUCUAUUCCUUUACCAAUUUCCACUUCACUGAGACCAUGUUCCCUCUUUUUAACCCGGACAUGAUCGAAAAAGGCAUCAACAAAUCACCACUCAUUAUCCUUCCUCUCACCAGUGACAGGGACUUGGACGACAUUACAAUAUGACUUUGAUAGAUAGAUAGACAGAUAGAUAGAUACCAUGUUUACUUAACACACAUAACACACAUUUAAAAAGAAGAAACUGGAGAAGAGUUAAGUCUGCAGGCUAUAUAGUAAAAAUGUUGUUCUCUGUAUGAAUCCCAUGAAUGUUUUUUACAGAGCAAAAUUUGUCACCUGGAAUUCAUUUUUUAAAUUUUAUUUUCUUUACUUGGAUUCAUACAGCAUUAGAGCAGCAGUUUAUAUAAUCAUCAUUAGUUAUGAUUUUUAGAGAGUGAUCCAUCUGUUCAGUAUUUUCCAGUAUAAUUACAGAACAAAAAAAUACUGAGAGAAAAAAAAUCCAAAAAGGGCGUUUUG
Messenger RNA from Myripristis murdjan (pinecone soldierfish), 2010 nucleotides. RefSeq names its product E3 ubiquitin-protein ligase TRIM39-like. The coding region runs from base 13 to 1662 and encodes 549 amino acids. The transcript is spliced from 7 exons. Gene Ontology annotation, molecular function: protein binding; zinc ion binding. NCBI's taxonomy places the organism in Eukaryota, Metazoa, Chordata, Actinopteri, Holocentriformes, Holocentridae. The record is from RefSeq and is a predicted model, not a curated record.